AUGUAAGAACUAAGGUAGUUUAGUUGGAGAAAAAUACAAAUCAAAAUGGAAGUGGUAAAGGUUUCUAGUGAAAAUGGCAAAGAUGUUAAAAAGGAAAUCAGUAAAGACAAAGCAAAUUUCGAGGAGGCCAUCACCGCCACAGAAUUCGGAAAAUUUAAUAUAAUUUUAUUACUGUUCUUAUUGCCAUCGUCCUUUACGCAAGCCAGCGAACAAAUGGGCAUUUCCUAUGUAUUGCCCAUAGCGGAAUGCGAUCUUCAAUUAACAUUAGAAAAAAAGGGUUUAUUAAACGCCGUUUCCUUCGCAGGUAUGAUAUCAAGUGGUGUCUUCUUCGGGUAUUUAUGUGAUACUUUUGGAAGAAAGAAACUGAUUGUUGCCGGUUAUCUCUUACACACGAUAUUUACCAUAGUUGCAGCGACUUCGACGAAUAUAUUACAAUUGUUGAUAGCCAAGUUUAUAUGCGGGUUUAUAUUUAAUGGUCCUUUUUCAUCAGUUACAACAUAUUUAACGGAAUUCCAUUCAACUAAAUACAGAUCUAGGGUUCAGCUAAUUAGAGGGGUCAAUCUUUCUUCAGGAUUUUUCGUAUUGGCUGUUAUAGCUUGGGUAGUUCUACCCUUAAACAUCAACUUUAGUAUAUUUGGAUCAAUCAAUUUACAUUCUUGGAACGUAUUUUUGCUAUGUUGCUCAGUCCCACCACUGAUGACUGCCAUAAUGUUCUCUUUUAUGCCCGAAAGUCCAAAAUUUUUAAUGAGCAUUGGCAAAAAUGAAGAGGCUCUUAAAGUGUUCCAAACUGUGUAUAGUUUAAACACUGGUAAAUCAAAGGAGGAUUUUCCUAUCAAACAAUUAAUACAAGAGAUAAAAAUUGAUGAGAAAAAUAACGAGAAACGUAGUUUAAAAUCGAGCAUGAGUGAAAGUUGGAAAAGGGUAAAUAAACUUUUCAAGCCACCUUUAGUUUAUAGAUUAAUAAUAAUUGUAACGUUAGCCAAUUUUCUACUUAUGGGAUCGAGCAUAAUAAAAUUCUGGCUUCCGCAACUUCUGAAAUUAAUCAACGAUUACCGAAAAUUAGAAGGUAAUUCGGGGAUUGAUGUUUGUGCUGCUAUAAACACCUUAAAUGAUAUUGAACAAGUAGUUAACAAAACUUGUGAAGCAGUAGAUAAUUCAUUUGUAUAUCAAAACGCUAUGAUAAUUAAUGGAGUGGAAAUAUUUUGUUUUAUUAUUUCCGGAUUUUUAGUAAACUGUCUAGGCAAAAAGAGGAUGAUGGGUAUACUAAGUACCUUGGCUGCCAUUGCAGCUUCAAGUAUAUAUUUUGCUCCUGAUACUACUACAUUAAUAGCACUCCUAACGAUGUUUAUUUCCAGUUUGGAUCUUUCAGGUGUAAUAGGUUUGACAAUCACCCUAGAAGCUUUUCCCACAAACGUGAGGGCUCUAGCACUGUCGCUUAAUUUAAUGUUUGCUAGAAUUGGAGCUAUAAUUGCAAAUAUGAUGUUUUCUUAUCUAGUGGCAGCUGGAUGUUUCGUGCCAUUUUUAGUUUCUACUGUUUUAGCUGGAACUCUGCCAAUCCUAAUUUACUUGAGUCCUAAUACAGAAAACAAGGAUCUGCUGUAA
Messenger RNA from Phyllotreta striolata, 1602 nucleotides. Lineage: Eukaryota; Metazoa; Arthropoda; Insecta; Coleoptera; Chrysomelidae. The record is from the annotation of a GenBank genome assembly.